Messenger RNA from Morus notabilis, 1188 nucleotides. RefSeq lists its product as uncharacterized. Bases 1 to 1188 code for a protein of 395 amino acids. The record is from RefSeq and is a predicted model, not a curated record. The transcript has a single exon. NCBI's taxonomy places the organism in Eukaryota, Viridiplantae, Streptophyta, Magnoliopsida, Rosales, Moraceae.
AUGACUCAACCUCAGGGUUUUGAAGAUCCAAAGCAUCCUCAAUUUGUUUGCAGACUUCACAAGUCCCUCUAUGGCCUGAAACAGGCACCUAGAGCCUGGUUUGACAAGCUGAAAAAUGCUUUGUUUGCACAGGGGUUCACAUCCUCCAAGUCCGACCAAUCCCUGUUUAUCAGGUUUAGUUCUCAACAUGUCACUUUUAUACUUGUGUAUGUUGAUGAUAUUUUGAUAACUGGGAGUGAUGAGAAGGAGGUUCAACAGCUAAUCACACUGCUAAAUGAUUGCUUUACGUUGAAGGAUAUGGGAGAAGUGAACUUUUUCUUAGGAAUUCAUGUGACUCAUACGGCAGGUGGUAUGCAUCUGUCUCAGAAAAAGUAUGUCACUGAUUUAUUGUGUAAAGCCAAAAUGCAAGAUGCUAAGCCAAUUGGAGCUCCUAUGACUACUGGUUUCAAACUUUCAGCUUUUGGAAGUGAUGAAGUGGAAAGCCCUCAGUUGUAUAGAAGUAUUGUUGGAGCCCUUCAAUAUGUCACUAUAACUCGGCCUGAGUUAUCCUACUCUGUCAACAGAGUCUGCCAGUUCAUGCACAAGCCGCUUGAGACACAUUGGCGUGCUGUGAAGCGCAUUCUUCGAUACUUGAGAGGCACACUUGAUUUUGGUCUUCACCUUCAGAAAUCUACUCAACUGAAUUUGCUAGGUUUUUGUGAUGCAGAUUGGGCAUCAGACCCGGAUGAUAGAAAGUCAACUUCUGGGUAUUGUGUUUACUUAGGGUCCAACAUUGUCUCUUGGUGUUCAAAGAAACAACACACUAUUUCCAGAUUAACUACUGAAGCAGAGUAUAGGAGCCUAGCAAAUGUAGUUGCCAAAGUUACUUGGCUCUUGUCUCUACUCAAGGAAUUGAAGGUUGACAUUCAGACUAGACCAGUGGUGUGGUGUGACAAUCUUAGUACAGUCCAACUUGCUGCCAAUCCUGUUCUACAUGCAAGGACAAAACAUGUGGAGCUUGAUUUAUAUUUUGUAAGAGAGAAGGUAAUACAUAAAGUCAUUGAUGUUAAGCAUGUUCCAGCUAUUGAUCAGGCAGCUGAUGUACUUACCAAGCCAAUAUCAAGUUCUAAGUUUCCUGCUCUUAGACACAAACUCAAAGUUGAAAGUCUUUCAACCUUGAGUUUGAGGGGGGCUGUUAGAGAUAGUUAG